AUGGGACAAGUUGCCGAGGUAUCUUGUGUUUAUUGUGGAGAUGGGCACACUUUUGAGAGUUGUCCUUCGAAUCCCACUUCGGUUUGUUAUGUGGGGAAUCAAAAUGCCAAUUGUAAUAACCCAUAUUCGAACUCUUACAAUCCGGGGUGGAGGCAGCAUCCAAACUUCUCAUGGGGGGGUCAAGGAGCUAGUUCAAGCAGAGCACCAAUGCAAAACAAUCCUACAUAUCCACCGGGAUUUUCUCCAAAACAACCAAGAGCUCAACCACCUCCUCCUCAAGUGUCUCAAUCAAGCUCUUUGGAGAGUUUAAUGAAAGAAUAUAUGGUCAAGAAUGAUGCUGUGAUUCAGAGCCAAGCGGCAUCCUUGAGGAACCUAGAGAUUCAAUUUGGGCAGCUAGCUAAUGAGCUAAAGAAUAGACCACAAGGUACUUUGCCUAGUGAUACCGAAAACCCAAGGAAAGAUGGUAAGGAACAUUGCAAGGCGGUUACCUUGAGGAGUGGUAAAAAUCUGGAAUUGACUGAGGAUAAUUGUACUAGAAACAGGGAGCCCACUUCAAUCCAAAGUAGUGUGGACAAGGGAGACAAAGUUGUGAAUUUAAAAUUUUUAAAUGAUGAUUCUGAAGCAAUUGCUGCAGCAAUUCCUCCGCAAAAUGCUACAAGAAAGCCUAUAAGCAAGCCACCUCCACCAUUUCCUCAGUGCUUUCAAAAGCAGCAACAAGACGGUCAAUUCCAGAGAUUUUUAGAUGUUUUGAAACAACUUCACAUCAAUAUACCAUUGGUGGAAGAUUUGGAGCAAAUGCCCAACUAUAUGAAGUUUUUGAAGAAUAUUUUAUCUAAAAAGAGGAGGCUUGGUGAAUUUGAAACAGUGGCGUUGACUGAAGGUUGUAGUGCUAUAUUGAAGAAUAAAAUUCCUCCUAAAUUGAAGGAUCUGGGUAGCUUCACAAUUCCUUGUUCUAUUGGUGGUAGAGACGUUGGUAGAGCACUUUGUGACUUGGGGGCUAGUAUCAAUUUGAUGCCCAUGUCAAUUUUCAAGAAGUUGGGGAUUGGAGAAGCAAGACCAACCACAGUCACUUUGCAAUUAGCAGAUCAUUCUAUGGCACACCCGGAAGGAAAAAUUAAGGAUGUACUUGUGCAAGUUGAUAAAUUCAUUUUUCUGACUGAUUUCAUCAUCCUUGAUUAUGAAGCGGAUAGAGAUGUUCCUAUUAUCUUAGGUAGGCCAUUUCUAGCUACCGGGAGGACCUUAAUUGAUGAAUGUUCUAAGCUAAGUGUAAUUGAGUCUAUUGUCGCUGAAAAAUUCCAUAAGGAAGCUUUUAAAGAUGGGGUGGAGGUGAGGUCACUUGAAGAGCUUGAAAACUUAAGUGAAGAGGAAGAAAGCCAAGUUACAUGGGUGGAGUCAAAGCAGCCUUUUGCUAAAUUUAGGAGGCCUUUUGAGUCAUUGAACUUGUCGGAAGGGAAUUUUAAGCCUCCUAAGCCUUCUAUUCAAAAGCCACCAAAAUUAGAGUUGAAGCCUUUGCCUAGUCACUUGAAGUAUGCUUAUUUGAGAGAUAAUGAGACAUUGCCUGUGAUUAUUUCAGCCAUGUUAGGAGCUGAAAAAGAGAGUUUGUUGCUGGCUGUUUUGAAGAAAUACACAAGGGCCAUUGGUUGGACCAUGGUGGAUAUCAAGGAUAUAAGUCCCUCAUUUUCUAUGCAUAAAAUUAUGUUGGAGGAAUGUUGUAAUAAUUCUAUUGAGCAGCAGUGA
Humulus lupulus (European hop) is the source of this 1737-nucleotide messenger RNA. RefSeq lists its product as uncharacterized. Lineage: Eukaryota; Viridiplantae; Streptophyta; Magnoliopsida; Rosales; Cannabaceae. The record is from RefSeq and is a predicted model, not a curated record. The transcript is spliced from 2 exons. The coding region runs from base 1 to 1737 and encodes 578 amino acids.